This is a messenger RNA of Pseudozyma flocculosa PF-1, 744 nucleotides long. RefSeq lists its product as uncharacterized. NCBI's taxonomy places the organism in Eukaryota, Fungi, Basidiomycota, Ustilaginomycetes, Ustilaginales, Ustilaginaceae. The coding region runs from base 1 to 744 and encodes 247 amino acids. Gene Ontology annotation, cellular component: multivesicular body; ESCRT III complex. The transcript has 4 exons. The record is from RefSeq and is a predicted model, not a curated record. Gene Ontology annotation, biological process: late endosome to vacuole transport; protein transport; endosome transport via multivesicular body sorting pathway.
AUGAACAUUGUAGAGAGCCUGUUUGGCCGCUCAAAGACGCCCGCCGAGCGGCUGCGGCAGCACCAGCGCACCCUCCAAAAGGCGCAGCGCGAGCUCGACCGCGAGCGCACCAAGCUCGAACAGCAGGAAAAGAAGCUCAUCGCCGACAUCAAGAAGAGCGCACGCAGCGGCCAGAUGCCGGCGUGCAAGGUCAUGGCGAGGGACCUGGUCCGCACCCGCCGGCACAUCCACAAGUUCUACCAGAUGAAGACUCAGCUGCAGGCCGUCUCGCUGAGAAUACAGACGCUGCGCAGCAACCAGCAGAUGGCCGAGGCCAUGAAGGGCGCCACGCGGGCGAUGGGCACCAUGAACCGGAGCAUGAACCUGCCCCAGAUCCAGAGGAUUAUGCGCGAGUUUGAGCGCGAGAGCGCCACGAUGGACAUGAAGGAGGAGAUGAUGGGCGACGCCGUCGACGAGGCCAUGGACGACGAGGCCGAGGGCAUGGGCGAGGAGGAGGAGAGCGACAAUAUCCUCAAGGAGGUCCUCGACGAGAUUGGCGUCUCGGUCGGCCAGCAGCUCGGAGAGGCACCGACGGCAAGCCUGUCGGCACCGCAGGCGGCACCGCAGCAGAAGGUGGCCAUUGGCGAGGGUGCCGGAGGAUUCGGCGGUGGCGGUGGCAGUGGCGGUGGCGGUGGCGGCGGUGGUGGUGGCAUGAGCGACGAGGAUGCCCUGCAAGCCAGACUCGACAACCUGCGGAGGGACUGA